GUCAGUUUGCUAGUAAAGUUGUAAAAGCCUGAACCACAUUUCCUGUCUGUAAGAAUGCAGGGGAAGAAAAGACUAGAGACUUUUAAGACUGACGGCAACUCUGGAGAUAGAUUUAUGCUGUCAGAUCUGAAAUAAAAGCACAUCCAAGGUCUGCCAACAUAACAUAACUUGAUUUCCUGUUGGAUAAAGAGACUGGGUAUAUUCCUAAAAACAACAAAACCAGUUACAGAAAUGGAAUGCCACCCUUCUGUCUGGGGAGUUUUGGCCUUUCUGAGUCUGGCUCUGAUUGUUUCAUUGAUACUGAAUAUUUCACACUAUAUGAAAAAGAAGCAAGAAACUAAAACGUAUAAAGACUACGAAGACAACAGUCCAAGCUAUGAUGACCAUUACACAGAAGAUGACCCAGUUUAUGGCAAUCUCAGUCAAGAAAUUUUAGAGGAAUGUUGUUACGAGCAGAUGAAGUCCCAGCCUCAAAUGCCAGUUAACCAACUACAGGUGGAGCCUGACCAUCAGAUGUGUUAUGCCUCACUUGAUCACAGUGUCAAGGGAAAACGCAGAAAACCAAGGAGAAAAAAAGACCCUUCAGUAGAGGAUGAAGAAAGAUCAUCCAAACCCACCAUUAUCACUUCAAAAGUUAGCAUUUACCUCAACAGUGAUCAGCUGGCUGCUGAAAAUACUGUAAACAUAGAAGCCAUUCAUGAUGAUCCCAUAAGACUAAUGGGUUUGAUUCAUACAUCAAAUGGAGAGAACAUUUGAAGUAGCUUCAUGAACCAAAUAUGUAAUCACAAAGUGAGAUCUGCUUUGGUUGUUCUGGAGGAACGGUGAAUGAUUAAAGACUGUAUCCUGUCAAACUGACAUACCAAACAUAGGUGUAAAACAGCUAAGUGAAAUGUUCCAAAUUGUCUUCCAAGCAAAUCCACGGACUAAGCAAGAAAUAACUGUAGGUCCAAACUGCCAUUUUAAAGGACCUGUCCUCCUGAAAAAGUUUUGAAAGGGAAUUGUAGGAGCAGUAUCACAGCAUUCACAUGGUACUCAAGUAAAAAUUAAACCUUUGUUUAAAACAACCAUCAACCUUCAAACAGUCACAAAAGACCUACUCAUUUGUGUGUAAGAACUCCUGCACAGUACGACUGUUCUUCUAUAUAGGUUUUCACAAUACUUUUGGAAAGAAAUGGUGUUUUGCACAAGUACACUUAAGGAUUUAGUUGUUUUCCCAAUUAAACACUGAUCUGCUAUUCAACAUUGUGUACUUCCCCACUGUCAGUAGCCUACGGUAUUAAAGGAAUAUACUUAAAGCUAAUUGGAGAAAUUUAACAACUUGUUUUAAGUAGUACCUGUACAUCUAGGAAGAUUUAACAAAACUCCUAUAUAUCUUUAUUUUCCUUCUGUGAGCAAUAUCAACAUACAUCUCAAAUCUUCAUUCCUCUACUAACAGUGUUUUAUUUCAUCCAUAUUCAAGAAUAAAUAUUGACAAAUGAUCUGUACCAAUAAAUCUCCUGUAGAGAAUUUUUUCCUUCUAAAAUUAUAUUUGAUAUUUAAAUUCCUACUGGGUGUUACAGUGCCAUUUAUCAUUAUUUUUAUUUUUAAGUAGAAAGAUUUUUAUUUCCUAAGUAUUUACAUACUGGUUGCCACUCAUAAGAUGGUAAGAUUUUAUAGUGAGGAUUUCUUUUUUGUAGCACGUUCUGGGAAGCCAUUAAAUAGUAGUAGCAGAAACAACAAGACAUGCUGAUGUACCACGCCUGCCUCUAGGUGUCAGAAAGUUCUGCCUUCUCAAAAAAAAAAAAAAGAUAUUAGUGCCUUUAAAAUCUAUGCAGAGCACCGUGCCGAGGAGCUUGAAAUGCUCAAGGAUAUUUGGAGACAUGACAGCAUCUCAGGUCCUGAAAGAGACAGCGGCCUCGAAAGCAGUGACAAAAAACAAACAACCUAUAGGUACAAAGAGCCACCACCUCUGGAAAAGCAGAAGUGGCUGCCUCUGUCUAGAGAUGCACAAAUUCAUGAAGAAAAACAAAUGUAGAGUUCUUUGACAGUCUGGCCCACAUUUAGUUUAGCUUAGUUAACAAAUCUCUCUCACAUGCCUUAACUUCUAUGUUAGACCAAAAUGAAUGACCCUGAGAGCCAAGCUGCUCAGUGUCUUGUGCUAGCAUGGACUUUCAUGUGCAAGAUCAAAUCACAAUAUGUUUUGACCAUUAGAUCCCAGAAACAAGGCAGACUCAGUAGCAUUAAACUGACUGUUAUCAUGGCCACUGACCACAUUAACACUAGAGAAACAGGAAUAAAUACUUGUGAAGAAUCAAUUAAAAACAAACACACGCACACCACCAUUUCAAUGGAGCAUCAUAUUAAUGAUGACCCUAACUAAAAUCCCAGGAGGGGAAAAAAAAACAGAAGUCAAAUCCAAAAUCCAAAGCUAAACAGCAAGAUAAGAGAGCACGAAGUGCUAUCUUAAUUUGAUCAGGUUGGAAAGAGUACCUUUUUUUUUUUUUAGCAGGGGCAAAG
Messenger RNA from Cygnus olor (mute swan), 2496 nucleotides. Its product is annotated as T-cell receptor-associated transmembrane adapter 1. Lineage: Eukaryota; Metazoa; Chordata; Aves; Anseriformes; Anatidae. Gene Ontology annotation, biological process: negative regulation of receptor recycling; positive regulation of T cell receptor signaling pathway. The record is from RefSeq and is a predicted model, not a curated record. The transcript is spliced from 6 exons. Gene Ontology annotation, cellular component: T cell receptor complex. The coding region runs from base 232 to 756 and encodes 174 amino acids.